Messenger RNA from Morus notabilis, 2217 nucleotides. RefSeq names its product histidine--tRNA ligase, cytoplasmic. Gene Ontology annotation, biological process: mitochondrial translation; histidyl-tRNA aminoacylation. Gene Ontology annotation, molecular function: histidine-tRNA ligase activity; ATP binding. The transcript is spliced from 8 exons. Gene Ontology annotation, cellular component: mitochondrion. The record is from RefSeq and is a predicted model, not a curated record. The coding region runs from base 1 to 2016 and encodes 671 amino acids. NCBI's taxonomy places the organism in Eukaryota, Viridiplantae, Streptophyta, Magnoliopsida, Rosales, Moraceae.
AUGGCAGAUAAGGAGAUUGGUGGGUACCUGACAAUGUCGCGGCUGGUGCAUUCGGUGGCAAGAGUGGAGUUGAAGUCCGCCGUCAAAUCGGGCAGUGGCGCGGCGGAGACUGUGCGGAAUUUGUUUUCGUCGUUGGCGACGGCAUUGUGGGACUUUGGAAGGUACAGUUAUGGCCGUGCCAAGCUGAAUUUGGUUUUGGUGGUUGAUGGUGAUGUGAAAUCGAGUUUGGUGGGUUUGUUUGAGGAGAAAUGUCCGAGUGCUGAUACGUUGAGAAGUGAGUCUAAGGUGGUCUCGGAAUUGGUCUUUGGCGGGGAAGAGAACUAUGACAGUUUAGGGCAUCAAGUGAAUGUCUUAGUGGGGCUUGUGUGGAAGAUUGUGGCUUGGGAGGCCAUUACUGCGUUUGUGGCUCUUGAAGGUGCUGAAUUGAAGGAGAAGAGUCAAGAUGGUGAAGUAAUUAGUGUUAACAAGAAGAGUGAGAAGAAGAAGAAGGUGCUUUUGGGGAAAGGAACUAGUGUUCUAAUCCAGGUGAUUAAGAAUAGAUUAGGGAGUAAAGUGAGUGGUUCUGAUGGCUCAGGAGGGUUGUUGGAGAAAUGGGUUGAGGAGCUGUUGUCGUUUUUCGAUCCGAAGGACUUAGAGUUUGAUAAUUUGUUGAGCAAAGUGAAGGAGAUUGUGGAGGGCAAUGAAGCUAGAAGACUUCCCAAGCCUCCAAAGGGUACUCGUGAUUUUUCUAAAGAACAAAUGACGGUAAGAAAGAAAGCCUUUUCAAUCAUAGAGGAUGUUUUUGAGAAGCACGGUGCCACUGCCCUGGACACUCCGGUUUUUGAAUUAAGUGAUGUUCUCAAGGGAAAAUACGGUGAAGAUUCAAAGUUAAUUUAUGAUCUCGCUGACCAGGGUGGAGAACAUCUUUCUCUGCGGUAUGACUUAACUGUUCCAUUUGCUAGGCAUAUGGCUUCAAAUGGUUUAACAUCCUUGAAAAGGUACCAAAUAGGAAAGGUUUACAGAAGAGACAACCCAUCUAAAGGAAGGUAUCGUGAAUUUUAUCAGUGUGAUUUUGAUAUUGCUGGUCAAUAUGAAAGGAUGGGGCCGGAUUUUGAAGUUAUUAAGAUUUUGACUGAACUACUGGAUAAACUGAACAUCGGAGAUUAUGAGAUAAAACUGAAUCAUCGGAAGUUACUGGAUGGGAUGCUGGAAAUAUGUGGAGUGCCCCCUGAGAAGUUUAGAACUAUUUGUUCAAGUAUUGACAAGUUAGACAAGCAAUCUUUUGACCAGAUAAAAAUAGAAAUGGUGGAGGAAAAGGGUUUAACUGAGGAGACUGCAGAUAAAAUUGGCACUUUUGUGAAAGAGAGGGGACCCCCUCUGGAAUUGUUUGGUAAACUUAAACAGGAGGGGAGCAAAUUCUUGGAAAACAGCUCAUCUAUUGAUGCCUUGAAUGAUCUAGAGAUCUUAUUUGAGGCUUUGGAAAAAUCAAAAUGCAUAAACAGGGUGACUUUUGACUUGAGUCUUGCCAGAGGUCUUGAUUAUUACACCGGUGUGAUUUUUGAAGCCGUUUUCAGAGGAGGCACACAGGUUGGUUCGAUUGCUGCUGGUGGACGUUAUGACAACCUUAUAGGCAUGUUCGGAUCAAAGCAGGUUCCAGCUGUUGGUGUGAGUCUUGGAAUCGAGCGAGUAUUUACUAUAAUGGAGCAACUUCAGAAGGACCAGAACCAGAAAACGAGAGCAUCAAAGACGGACGUCUUGGUGAGUAUACUGGGUGAUGAUCUAAGUCAAGCCGCAGAGCUAGUAAGCGAGCUUUGGGAUGCCGAAAUGUAUGCCGAAUUCUCGGUGAGUAAAAGGUUGAAUAAGCAUUUUGACCGUGCCAAGGAGUCUAAGAUACCUUGGAUGCUGAUACAAGGUGAGCGAGAGCGCAAUGAAGGCAGAGUCAGAAUCAAAGAUUUCGAGUCCAGCAAUGAAGAUGUUGUUGUCCCGAGAUCUAGAGUUGUUGAGGAACUCAAAGCACGCUUGAAUCCUUCAAAAUGAUCUCCUUCAACCCGGGUUCUGACUCUCUGAUUAACUUCUACUUUGGUACAACAAUAAUACCGGUUAUACAUGCCUUUAUGAGUCAUUUAUUCAUUUGGCGACUUUUGUUGUUUGUUGGGCAAUCAACGCAUCAUAUUUUUGUACCACAAUUUUUGUGUCCAUAGACAUGCAAAGUCCAUCUUCUUGAAUAUGAUCUGAUAC